Molecule: messenger RNA, 2058 nt
Organism: Paracoccidioides brasiliensis Pb18
Exons: 3
Coding region: 1-2058 (685 amino acids)
Biological process (GO): cristae formation
Cellular component (GO): MICOS complex
Source: RefSeq, a predicted model, not a curated record
AUGCUGCGCACUUCAAUUGCGACGAGCCGUCAGUUGCUCUCCUCUCCAGUGUGCCCCAAGGCAUCUGCACAAUGGCUACGUUCCUCCAAUGCUGGGCGAGCAAAUACCACCACCAGGAGAUAUUAUGCUAUUCAACAAGAGCCUAAUGGGGCCUUGAGAAGCUCCUUGUCCCCCAGUGCUGCAGCAGUUUCAGACGUAUCCCAGAGAGCUUCAAACUCGACAAAUACGAAACGUCCAAACACAAGCGACCUAAACGUACGAUCACCGGCCUCUCCCUCGACUGGAUCAACUCUCAAACCGGAAACCGUGCUGGUGGCGCCUGUGUCUCCUCUGCGUCAAGGUCAGAGUUCUCCCGGCUCAGCUGCACCGGCACCCGAACCUGCAGCGGCCCCACCACCAUCUCCUCCUCCACCUCCACCAGCCCCUAAAACUGGACGUCUACGCAAAUUCCUGCUUUAUCUUUUCCUCACCACUGGGCUUGCUUAUGCUGGAGGUGUCUGGUACUCCCUUCGAUCGGACAACUUCUACGAUUUCUUCACCGAGUAUGCCCCUUAUGGCGAGAACGCGGUUAUUUAUCUUGAAGAACGUGAUUUUCGAAACCGGUUCCCAAAUGCUACAAAGAAGAACAAUCGCCGUGCCGUUGCGCCUAGAGAUGAAGGUGCUCAGGUGACGAUACCUGGCGGAAGCGGACUGUCAUGGAAGGUAGCGGAGGAGCAACAAGAAGGCAGUGAUAUCUCCAAGAAGGGGCCGCAUAUGAGUGCUGUGGAUAACAAUAAGGCGACGAAGGAUACCAAAACAGUUGAAAAGACCAAAGGUGGUGUGACCAGUAAAUCACCAGCUCAGAAGGAAGAAGCAGUCAAGACCAAGCCAGCGCCAGAGGGUGUGAAAACUCAGCCUGCCAAAGUGGCGGAGACUCCAAGAGAGCCAGCCAUUCCGGCAAUUACCACUAUCGAUCAUCUUGUGCUGAAUACAGAAGAUGAACCAGUUGUACAAGACCUGGUGAAGGUUUUCAACGAUAUAAUUACUGUAAUCAGCGCUGAUGCCCCUAGCUCGUUCUCUGGACCUGUUGCCAAGGCUAAGGAGGAGCUGGAGAAGAUAGGCAAACGCAUCCUUGCUCUUAAGAGUGACGCUCAGGCAUCAGCACAGAAGGAAAUCAACGAUGCACAUGCCUCUUUCGACAAAUCUGCGGCAAAUCUUAUUCGUCAUAUUGAUGAAAUGCGCGCUGAAGACGCCACUAAAUUCCGUGAGGAGUUUGAGGCAGAACGGGAAAGAAUUGCUCAAUCAUAUCAGGAGAAAAUCAACACGGAGCUACAGAGGGCUCAUGAAGUGGCAGAACAGCGACUCCGCAAUGAGCUUGUUGAACAGGCCAUUGAACUCAACCGUAAAUUCCUCAGUGAUGUCAAGAACCUUGUCGAGCACGAGCGUGAGAGCCGCCUCAGCAAGUUGGCUGAACUAGUCUCUAGCGUUGCGGAACUGGAACGACUCACUGCCGGAUGGAGCAACGUGAUUGACAUUAACCUGAAAACCCAACAGCUCCAGGUUGCCGUUGAUGCCGUGAGGACUACGCUUGAGAAUUCCAAUGUCCCUCGUCCCUUCAUUCGAGAAUUGGCUGCAGUCAAGGAGCUUGCGUCUAACGAUGAAGUUGUUAGUGCUGCCAUAGACUCUAUCAGCCCUGUGGCCUACCAACGCGGCAUCCCAUCCUCAGCUCAUCUGGUUGAUAGAUUUCGAAGAGUAGCUACCGAAGUUCGCAAAGCAAGCCUGUUGCCUGAAAAUGCUGGUAUCACAAGUCAUGCUGCUAGUUUCGUGUUGAACAAGGUUAUGCUUAAGAAGCAUGGGUCGCCUGCUGGUAAUGAUGUGGAGAGCACUCUCACCCGAGCUGAAAACUUCCUUGAGGAAGGUAAUCUUGAUGAGGCUGCUCGCGAAAUGAACAGUCUAAAGGGCUGGGCUAAGUUGUUAAGUAAGGACUGGCUUGCGGAUGUGCGAAGGGUCCUGGAGGUUAAACAAGCUCUCGAGGUUAUCGAAACCGAAGCCCGUCUCCGAUGCUUGCAAGUUGAAUAA